This is a messenger RNA of Guillardia theta CCMP2712, 1341 nucleotides long. RefSeq lists its product as hypothetical. The transcript is spliced from 10 exons. The record is from RefSeq and is a predicted model, not a curated record. NCBI's taxonomy places the organism in Eukaryota, Cryptophyceae, Pyrenomonadales, Geminigeraceae. Gene Ontology annotation, molecular function: protein binding; RNA binding. Bases 1 to 1341 code for a protein of 446 amino acids.
AUGUCCUUACGAGGAGGAGGAGAAGGAGAUGUGAAUGGUGGAGUACUUUCUGCUUCAUCGGCAAGAGCGCUUCAGGAUUCCAGAGGGUUCCUUAAAGCAAGGGAGAGAAAUUUAACGAGGAUCGACGAGAAUUGCGACCAGUUACAGGACGUGACACGUUUGGACCUGAGCGGCAACAUGCUCAUAGACCUAGGUGGGUUCCGAAACGUGCAUACCAUCACUUGGUUGGACGCUUCGCGCAACUGCUUCUUGACCGACAAGCCCCUCAUGGGCAUGGGGUCGCUCAAGGUCCUCAAUGUCGGGCACAACAACAUUUCUCGACUGCAGUAUGUGGGGACAUGCAAGCAGCUGAGGGCUCUGAUAGCAAACAACAACGAGAUCUUUGACGUGGACGAACUGGACUAUGAAGGAUCCCUUCCGUUCCUCGAGUCACUCCUGCUCUCCUCGAAUCAAUUCCGAAAGUUUCCAACCAAGUUCUUCAAACAUUUCCCAAAGCUUAAGAAGAUUUCUCUCUCUCAUAAUCGCCUUUCCAAGUUCCCAGAGAUCCAGACGAACAAAGAUUUGCAAGAGCUACGGUUGGCUUAUAACAAGAUCAAGGAGAUUCCGCUAGGAUAUUUCAGCAGUGACCUGCAGAUUCUUGACUUGGGCCAUAACAGAAUUUCCAACAUGUCUGGGAUCAUGGCGCUCAAAGGGUGUAAAAUGCUCCGCAACCUCAACCUGGCUGGAAAUCCGAUUUGCAAUGUGUCAAGCUAUCGAGAUACUGUGAUCAACAUGUGCAAGAGACUUGAGAUUCUCGAUGGCAAAAAACUCGCUGAGAGGGAGGGUGGAAAGUCCUCGCGCGGUUUAAACAGGAAAGAAGAUCCUAGAGAAGUGUUUAUGAGCAACUUGCCAUACUCGGCUUCUGAGUCCGACAUUAAGCAGUUUUUCUCCGAUCUUGGAUGGAAAGCUGUUGUUAAGAUCCACCUGCUCAGACAACGCAAACCCAAGCGACCCGACGAGAGUCUCCGAUCGAAAGGAGUUGCCUUCGUUAAGUUCCGGACAGCGGAACUUGCAGAACGAGCGAUCUUGGGCUUCAACAAUCGAAGCAUGGGGGUGGAAGGAAGCCGAGGAGAAGGAGCGAUCGUACGGCAGAUCUAUCUACGACCAUCAUGGAGGGACGUGCAUGGAAAACCGACUCGGAAGGUCGAGCAUUCAGAUGAAGACGAAGCAAGCGAUGAGAUGGAUACUGGGGACAGAGAGGCGCCUCAGUCAGCUGACGGGGAGAUAGAAGAGAUGAGAUCGGAGAGCCCAGAAGCCAGUGAAAGAGUCGGCCAAGGCAGCGAGCAAAAGUUCGAACUCUAG